Podarcis muralis (Common wall lizard) is the source of this 5525-nucleotide messenger RNA. RefSeq names its product sideroflexin 1 (gene SFXN1). NCBI's taxonomy places the organism in Eukaryota, Metazoa, Chordata, Lepidosauria, Squamata, Lacertidae. Gene Ontology annotation, cellular component: mitochondrial inner membrane. Gene Ontology annotation, biological process: serine import into mitochondrion; monoatomic ion transport. Gene Ontology annotation, molecular function: monoatomic ion transmembrane transporter activity. The record is from RefSeq and is a predicted model, not a curated record.
CCUGGAGCGAGCGAAGGCAGCCCUCCGCCACGGCGCCGCCUCGCCGCCCUUCUCCUCCUCCCCUGGCGCGCCCUCCUCUUCCUUUCCCUUCCCUCCCGAGGGGGCGGUCCGGACGCUGCUCGCCCCUCCCACCCCGGCUUGGCCCGCUCUGCAGCCGCCGCCGCUCGCUCGCUGCCUCCUGAAUUUCUUCCGGCGGGCUUUGGCGCGCCUAUCGGACUGGAGCCGGCGCGGACGUGCGGGAGGCAGCCGUGGAGCGGGGCGCGCAGCGGGCGCCGUAACUGGGUUUUGUGGAUUAUUUGGUCUUCUCCAGUCAGUGUCAGCUGUUGUGCCCUUCAGAAGCUGAAUGGACAUUUCAUAAGCAAAACUCAUUCCAGUGUUCUUGAAAAAAUGUCAGCCGAUAUACCAUUCAACAUCAAUAUCAAAGAGCCUCGCUGGGAUCAAAGUACGUUUAUUGGACGAGCGAGCCAUUUCUUCACCGUCACUGAUCCUAGGAAUAUUUUGUUGUCCAAUGAGCAACUAGAAAAAGCAAGAAAAAUUGUGCAUGAUUACAGACAAGGAAUUCCAUGCCCUGGAUUAACAGAAGAUGAACUAUGGAGGGCAAAAUAUAUCUACGAUUCAGCCUUCCAUCCAGAUACUGGGGAAAAGAUGGUUUUAAUUGGCCGCAUGUCUGCUCAGGUGCCCAUGAACAUGACCAUUACUGGCUGCAUGAUGACCUUUUAUAGAACUACUCCAGCAGUGGUCUUCUGGCAGUGGAUUAACCAGUCGUUCAAUGCCAUCGUAAAUUACACCAACAGGAGUGGAGAUGCUCCCAUUACUGUCAGCCAGCUGGGAACAGCCUAUGUUUCUGCCACCACAGGUGCUGUUGCAACUGCUCUAGGACUUAAUGCACUAACAAAGCAUGUCUCACCUCUUAUAGGACGUUUUGUUCCUUUUGCUGCUGUAGCUGCUGCUAACUGCAUAAAUAUCCCAUUAAUGAGGCAAAGGGAACUAAAGUAUGGUAUUCCCAUUACAGACGAAAAUGGAAACCGAUUGGGUGAAUCGUCCAAAGCUGCCCAACAGGCCAUUGUGCAGGUGGUUAUCUCACGGAUCCUUAUGGCUGCUCCUGGCAUGGCCAUUCCCCCGUUCAUAAUGAAUUCUUUGGAAAAGAAGGCAUUUUUAAAGAGGUUUCCAUGGAUGAGUGCCCCCAUUCAAGUGGGUUUAGUUGGCUUCUGUUUGGUGUUCGCAACACCUCUGUGCUGUGCAUUAUUUCCACAAAAAAGUUCCAUGUCUGUAACUCGUCUGGAGCCAGAAUUACAAGCCAAGAUCCAAAAGAGCAACCCUGAAUUGGAGCGUGUGUAUUUUAACAAAGGGUUAUAAUUUGUAGAAGGCAAAAUAUCCCUCAAUGACAAUUAGGUGAACUUAUUUUAAAUUGUGAGAAAGCCUUGUUGAAGACAACUCGGUCCUAGUGUAUUAUUUCAAUUUUACACUUUUUUUUUUUUAGCACUGAGGUUAUUUAAGCAUUGCAAUAUAAUUUUCCUAAUUAUGGCCUCAAAUUGCUGUCGAUGCCAUUACUUCCAUGUCCACUUUGUUUUUCUGCUGCCAAUAUUUAAAACAGUUCCCAUUAACUACUCUCAAGAAGCUAAAGAUAAGAUUCCUUUGGAAAAUGUUGCAGACAGAAGGAGAUCACAGAAUGCUAUUUUAGAUUUGCUGCCUUUCUCAAUUUUGCCCUGCAGUAGGGUUGCCAUACGUCUUGGAAUUCCAGGACAUGUCCUCUUUUGGGGGGGUCCUCCAUGCCCAUCUGGGGGGAUUUUACAUUUUAAAGAAAAUGUCCUGGAUUAUUUUUUUGUUUGUUUGUUUUUUAAAAAUGUGCUCUUGUUCAGGCUCCGGUGUGGACGACCCAGGCUCUGGCUUCAACCCUUAAAAAGCUCAACAACUUUUUGUGUCUGAAUUUUUACCUCUUGAAAUAUGGCAACCCUACCUUACAGGAAAGCAAAGAGCAAGUUCAUCUUUGCUAUUAUAUUUAUACCUACAGUUCAGGUGGUAAUUCUCCAUCAGAUUCCUUUCCUCAAAGGCCCAGAGUGUGAAUGUGUGGUUUGCAUUUUAAUACUGGGUUCAUAAGUUGCCUUAUCAAAGUUAUGUAACAUGUAUUUGGGGAUGGGUGGGAGAAGUGUGAUGGGUGGGGGAACUUGAAUGAUGUAGAGCAAAGGAAAGCUAUCUUCCCCCAUCACUUCUGAAAUCACCUAACUAAUACAGUGAAAGGAAACUGGUAAUCACAGAAAACAUAGCCUCUUAUAGUGUGCAAAGUUCCCACAGAUGGGGCAAACUCACCAAAUUCCUCCAAAUUGCAUUGGAGCCUAUCCAAGUGUUGCGCAGGGUACAUGGUGCAGUCCUCUCAUUAGGGGUUGCAUUUUAAAUGUGUCACAUGUUAAAACGUGUGCAUAUAAAGUUAGUAUACUAUGCUAACUCUCUGGGUGCAGAUAAAACCACCCUGUUCAACGUGUGAAUUCACUGUUAGUCAUGGUGCCUGGCAUACUGCAGCGUCGGGCAGGAUCCUAAUGGUUGCCAAACUUAAUUUGUGCUGCUUAAUUAGUGGCAGUUGCCAAAUUCUUGGGGAAAUCAAGAAUUGGGGAAAAUUCUUGGGGAAAUCAAGAAACUGGGUUUCUGCAUUACAUUCAUGAGUUUCAUUUGCCUUAACUGACAUGUUUCCCCCAGAGCUGGGGGUGUAUUAGUUCUCUAUUUCCUAGCCUUAUUUUUUCAUAUCUGACAAUCACAUUCUUGAUACAAUAUUUUAAGUCCAGUCACAUGAAAACACUAUGCUGCUAAAAACAAUGGCAAGAGUGCCCUAUUUUCCACCCCAAAUGAGUUGUGUCACUUUAUAAUAUUGGUGGUUGUUGGUCAACUGUUUUAAGAAGCACAGACAUUGUUUUGUGGCACUUUUAAUCCACUGCUUAUUGAUUAUGUUUUGCAAUCCUUAUUUAUAGUGUGAUCCUGUGAGGGGUAGGCUGCUAUUAUUUCUGGAAACCAGGGCAGACCAAACCUUUCUGCCCGCCCCCCAAAAGCCACCUGGCAAGACUAUGUCUGAGUUAAGAUUUGAACCCAGGUUCUAAUACUCUGUUCACCAAUCAUCAACAUUUCACUGUAAUUUCAGUAUGCCUGACAUACCUAUUUCAUUGCUACUGCUUUUCAUGUAUGGUAAACCAAUUUUAAUGUCACAGUGAAGACCCCUUUGUACUGGUAUCAAUAGAUCUACCUCUGUACUCAGCAAAAUUGUUAGCCAGCAUAGACCCUGGCCUUUGUCCAUGUUCAAAAUAAUACACAAUCAAGUGAGUGUUGUCCUACCAAUGUGGUAGUAACUUUAUAUGAUAACUAUUGUCUAGAUGUGUUAGACACAACAUAGAAUUGAAACAUGCCAUACAGCCGAGUCUUGUUUAGCUGCAGGUGAUGUUCAUCUUUGAACUGAAAGGAGAAGGAGAUCUAAUGCUUGAUCUGAACGUUUUGCUUUGAAAGACCCACCAACAGUGGGAUUUGCAGAGUAAAGUCUGUGGUUUUCAAGCUGUUUUCCGGGAAGACCUGGGGUUGCUUAGAAGCUUAUCAUGACUUUCUCAGUGAAAGGAUCAAUAACAGGAGACAAGCUUUCCUGAAAGGCAGCUUAGCAAGCACUACCAGUCUUCCCUACAGCAAGAAUGAAAGCAUCUGGUAUAUUGUAAAUUUCACUCUCAGCUCAUAUGGGACAAUACUGAGAAGGUCAACAAGCCUGGCUGAAGCCCCAGAUGAACUAAGCUGACUGUGUACUCUAUACCAGUGUUUCCCCAGCUUGGGUCUCCAGCCGGUUUGGGGCUACAACUCCCAUCAUCCCUAGCUAGCAAGACCAGUAGUCAGGGAUGAUGGGAAUUGUGGUCCAAAAGCAGCUGGAGACCAAGUUGGGGAACUACUGCUCUAGAACAAGGGUGGCUAAUGCUUGGUUUGCCAGAUGUUGCUGGACUACAGUUACCAUCAUCCUUGACCAUUGGUGCUGCUGGCUGGGGCUGCUGGGAGUUGGAUAUCGCCCACACAUGCAGAGCCACAGGUUACUCACCCAUGCUCCCAAUUUUUUGAAAUUAUAUUGGGAAAUUCCUUCAGCACAGCUAUUUCAUGUGGAAAUGAGCACCUGAAUGCAGAGAGAUUGGAAACACUGGGGAAAGUGUGAUUUAGGUAUUGUUUUUAAACAACCUUUUUGCCUCUAUUGCGUUCUGUAUUGCCAAAUACCUUGUGCUCCUUUCUUAGACCUUGCACUUUCCCCAUUGUUGACACACAUCAGCACUAGUUUGGAAAAUGAUAGUGUAACAAAUCAUUUGCCUUUAAACAGGAGUGAUGUGACAGACUGCUCCUGUGACCUGGUGGCCACAGGGAACUGCAUUUGCAUUUCAAAGCAGUUAGGGGCAAUUUUGCUGUACAAUCAAAGGAUAGUACAGGCUAGUUGCAACUCUGACUUGUGAAAUUGUGCUACUCUAGAUGCAAUCUUUUUAAAAUGAUCUAGCAGCCUGGUUGUAUCACUUCUACUUAGAAGUAAGUCCCACUGAGUUAACUAGGGAUUUGCCUUCCAGUAAAGAGGCAUCGGACUUUGACUUAGGUUGCACUGACCUGGUUUUCCUGGUGAAUUCUGAAAAAAAUAAUGGCAAUAAUUCUGUGGGAGAAGAAAUGAAAUAUGCACUUCAGUUAAACAUCGUUCUUGAAUGAAUUGCAAGAUAUGGUGUUUCUCAGCCACAGAGAUCAUAGAAAAGAACAAUUUUGGCCCCCUUUUUAAAGUGCUUGAAUUUUAAAACAAAAAUCUGAAACUUUCCAGUAGCUCUUCUCUUUAGUUUUUUGAUCCGUUUUGUGUAGCCUCCAUGUUUUGGGGGAAACUAGGUAUUCAUGAGUGGUGUACAUGGAAUAACAUUCUGCAGCACAGAGUUGUAUCCAGAUAAAUCACUGCAUGUGAGGAACACACACUGUGAGUGCAACAGAAUCUUCCCUCCCUGUUUUCUCACAUGCACACCCUAAAUCUCCAGAUUUAGGAGACACCUGGGGGAGGAGGAGGGGAGUUCUGUUGUGCCAACAGAAGUCAUUCUGUGCACAUAAUGAUUUAGUUGGAUACAACCCAAAUAGUUUUAUUGAUAGAUUUAACCAGGACAAAGGAGGAUUCUUUUGCCCCAUGGAAGUACAUGCAUAUUUACACAAACAUAUUAUGCAGUGUAAUAUUUUUUUUUAAUUAAACAGGUUUAAUAACUGUGGCAUGUUUCUUGGUGGUAUUAAGCAGAACAAAAUAGUAUUAAGAUCAGCCAAUGUACACUGAUCUUGUAAAAAUAGAUUUUUAAAAAAAUAAUUCCAAUAAAGUGCAAUAAAGUCGUAUGCCUAGGAAAACUGCCAAAUUAUAUUUCUACAUUUGGAAAAUGAUUCUGGAUUACAUUGUGACUGAAGAACAUUUUUGAUGUUAGUAUUAACACAAUGUCUUGCCAGUGUUGAUGGAAUUUAUUGUACUAUUUUAAAAGUAUGCUGGAUGAAAUAUUAAAAGCAGUGACUGGCAUGAA